Molecule: messenger RNA, 6353 nt
Organism: Heteronotia binoei (common prickly gecko)
Lineage: Eukaryota; Metazoa; Chordata; Lepidosauria; Squamata; Gekkonidae
Gene: DOCK6
Product: dedicator of cytokinesis 6
Exons: 49
Coding region: 1-6345 (2114 amino acids)
Biological process (GO): positive regulation of GTPase activity; small GTPase-mediated signal transduction
Cellular component (GO): cytosol
Molecular function (GO): guanyl-nucleotide exchange factor activity
Source: RefSeq, a predicted model, not a curated record
AUGGCGGCGGCGGCGGGGGCGGCGGAGCGGCGGGCCUUCGCGCAGCGCAUCAACCGGACGGUGGCGGCUGAAGUGCGGAAGCAGGUGUCCCGAGAGUAUGGCAGCUCUCCGCAGCUCUCCAAGAAGCACGGGGGCAUCCCACCAUCGGUGCCUCUCACAGAAGUGGUGGAGCCGGUGGACUUUGAGGAGUACCUGAGUAGCCACCUGUUGGAUAUUGAGCCUGGGCCCCUCCAUGACCUCGUUGAGUUUCCUGCGGAUGACCUGGAGGUGCUCCAUCAGCCCCGGGACUGUCGGACACUGGAGCCAGGCAUCCCUGACGAUGGCAAGCAGGAUGCCCGAGUGCGAGAUGCUGUGCAGCUCUACACCGAGGACUGGGUCAUCGUCCAGAGGAAGUACCAAAGGCUGAGCACCAUGUACAGCCCCAGCGCGGCCGAGAGGCAAAGGGAUCGGCAGAAGGAGCUGCCCAGGCAGGACUUCGAGCUGGACGAGGCGGCCAAGGAGCAGCGCGGCAGUCAGGGGGAUCCCGAGGAGCAGAAGCGCAGCUCGGCCUCCCGCGGUAGCUGGGCCUGCAGCAUCUUUGACCUGAAGAGCUGUGCGGCUGACGCCCUCCUGCCCUCUCUGCUGACGCGCACGGCCGUGGAGGAGACCGACCGCAGCAACGAGGAGCAGCGCAAGGAGAACCGCCACCGGGAGAUCCUGGCCCUCUUCCCUGCCCCCGAGGAGGAUGAAGCCGUGGAGCGCUGCAGCCUCCCAGAAGUUCCCAAGGAGCACUUUGGCCAGCGGAUCCUGGUGAGGUGUCUGUCUCUGAAGUUUGAGAUCGAGAUCGAACCCAUCUUCGGAUCUCUGGCACUCUAUGAUGUGAAAGAGAAGAAAAAGAUUUCUGAGAAUUUUUAUUUUGAUCUCAAUUCGGAGCACAUGAAGAGUCUUCUGCGCGCCCAUGGUGCCCACCCGGCCAUCUCCACACUGGCUCGCUCGGCUGUCUUUUCUCUCACUCAUCCGUCUCCAGACAUAUUCCUGGUGAUCAAGCUGGAGAAGGUACUUCAGCAAGGGGACAUCGGUGAGUGCUGUGAGCCAUACGUGGUGCUGAAGGAGACGGAUGCUGCAAAGAACAAGGAGAAGCUGGAGAGGCUCCGGGGGGCUGCCGAGCAGUUCUGCACCCGCCUGGGGCAGUUCCGCAUGCCCUUUGCCUGGACGGCCAUCCACCUCCUCAACAUCAUCAGCAGCGCCGGCCUGCUCGAGAGGGAGACAUCCGAGGCAGAGGGGGAGCGCAGAGGCACCUGGAACGAGCGCAAGAGGAAAGCACACGAGCGCCUGAGUGUUGGGGAGGAGGCAUGCAGCUUCAGCAACUUCCGCCCAGCGACUCUCACCGUCACCAACUUCUUCAAGCAGGAGGCUGACCGUCUCAGUGACGAAGACUUGUACAAGUUCCUGGCAGACAUGAGGCGUCCCUCGUCUGUCCUGCGCAGGCUCCGGCCGAUCACAGCCCUGCUCAAGAUCGACAUUUCGCCCGUGCCGGAGAACCUGCACUACUCCCUGUCUCCAGAGCUGCUGCAUGUCCAGCCCUACCCCGACCUGCGGGUCCGGCCCACCAAAGAGAUCCUGGAGUUCCCUGUCCGGGAGGUCUACAUGCCUCACACGACCUAUCGGAACCUGCUCUACGUUUAUCCCCAAAGCCUGAAUUUCAGCAGCCGCCAGGGGUCCGUCCGGAACAUUGCAGUGAAGCUGCAGUUCAUGGCGGGAGAGGAGCCCGGGCAGGCCUUGCCGGUGAUCUUUGGGAAAUCAAGUUGCAGUGAGUUUGUGAAAGAGGCCUACACUGCAGUGGUGUACCACAACAAGUCCCCCGAGUUCUAUGAAGAGUUCAAAGUGAAGAUCCCAGCCAGCCUCACAGACAACCACCACCUCCUGUUCAUCUUCUACCAUGUGAGCUGCCAGCAGAAGCAGAACACGCCGCUGGAGACCCCGGUCGGCUACACAUGGAUCCCUCUCAUGCAGCAUGGGCGGCUGCGGACGGGCCAGUUCCUCCUCCCGGUGUCUGUGGACAAGCCCCCGGCCAGCUACUCUGUGCUCACCCCGGAUGUGCAGCUGCCAGGCAUGAAGUGGGUGGACAAUCACAAAGGGGUCUUCAGUGUGGAGCUGGUGGCCGUUUCCUCCGUCCACACGCAGGACCCGUUUCUAGACAAGUUCUUCACCCUGACCCACGUGCUGGAGGAAUACUCCUUUCCCUUCCGAUUGAAAGACGUGAUCCUGACGGAGAGCAACAUGGAGUCUGAGCUGAAAUCCAGUGUGGGCAACCUGCGCGUGGCCAGCCUCGAGCCCCUCGUCGCCUUCAGCCACCAGGUCCUCAACAAGCUCAUCCAGUUGAUCAUCCACCCCCCUGUCAUUGCAGGGCAGACAGUGAACAUGGGUCGGGCUGCCUUCGAAGCCAUGGCUGUGCUGGUGAGCCAGAUCCACAAGAGCCUGGAGGGCAGCCAGGACCAGCACGGCCGGAACCAUCUCUUGUCCUCCUACGUCUAUUACGUCUUCCAUCUGCCCGUGGGGGAACCAGGCUUGCCAGAAACUGGACUGCCUCCGCACAGUGGCUCUGCUCAGUAUGCCACUUUGUCCCGCACCAGUGGGCGUCCGGCCAGCCUCAAUCUCUCCCGUUCGAAAAGCAUCAGCAACAGCAACCCAGACCUGGCCACCUCCCCAGACUCCCCAGAGGAGCAGGCUCAGAAGACCAGCAGUAGCAACAGCAGCAAGGGCAUCGACCGCUCGCAUUCCUGGGUCAACUCGGCUUAUGCCCCUGGAGGUCCAAGGAACGUCCUCCGCAGAAACCACCCAAACUCCAGCACGGACCUGAAGCAGCAGGCUACAGGGCGGAAGCCUCACCGUCUCUCCUCCUAUCUUGAGAGCUCCACUCUGGCUCCAGCCACCCCGAUGAGGCCAUCGACCAAAAAGCUGCUUCAUGAAGAGCUGGCCCUCCAGUGGGUGGUGAGCAGCAGUGCCGUGCGAGAAGCAGCCGUGCACCAGGCUUGGUUCUUCUUUCAGCUCAUGGUGAAGAGCAUGGCUCACCACCUGUUCCUGAGUGACAAGCUCGGGGCUCCUCGCAAGGCGCGCUUCCCCAGCCGUUUUGUGGACGACAUCUCAGCCCUGGUGUGUGCCCUCAGCGCGGAGAUCGCCAACCGCUGCCAGAAGGAUGUGGAACUGGUGGAACACCUCAACAGCAGCCUGGCCUUCUUCCUCAAUGACCUCCUCUCCCUCAUGGACCGGGGCUUUGUCUUCCACCUGCUGCGCUCCUAUUACAAGCAGAUCAACAACCGUCUGCUGGUCACCCAGACGCCCAACACCCUCGUGGCCCUGAGGAUGGACUUCAUCCGCAUCGUUUGCAGCCACGAGCAUUACGUCACGCUGAACCUGCCUUGCAGCGGCCUCUCCCCCCCGGCCUCCCCCUCGCCGUCUGUCUCCUCAGCAACCUCUCAGGGUUCGGCCUUCUCCAGUCACACUCAGGACCAACGCGUGGCCAGCAUGUUUGAGCUCUCAGUGCCCUUCCGGCAGCAGCACUUCCUGGCUGGGCUGGUUCUGAUGGAACUGGCGCUGAUCUUGGAGCCGGAGGCUGAAGGGGCCUUCUCCCUGCACAAAAAGGCUGCCAGUGCUCUACACAACCUCUUGUGCAGCCACGACUCAGAUCCACGCUAUGCAGACCAUGCGGUGCGGGCACAAGUGGCCCAGUUGUACUUGCCGUUGAUUGGCAUUGUUAUGGAUGCCCUGCCCCGCCUCUGUGAUUGCACAGAGACCCACAGCCAGCGGGGGCGGCUGGCCUCUGUCCUGGCGGAGGAAGGAGACGGGGAGGGCAGCACCAUUAGCCCCUCGGUUGCCAUGGCCAUUGCAGGCUCCCCACUGCCUCACACUCAGCGGCUCAGCCAGGUCCAGAUGCCGUCUGUGCCUCCACGCCAGUACAGCAUGCUGUCAGCUGAGGUGAGCCGCACCCUCCUGGUGUGUCUCCUCUGGAGCCUGAAGAAUGUCGAUGGGGCUCUGCUGCAUCGCUGGCUGGCUGACCUCUCCGCCCUGCAAGUGAGCCGCCUCCUCGACCUGCUCUACCUCUGUGUCUCCUGCUUCGAGUACAAGGGCAAGAAGACCUUGGAGCGAAUCAAUAGCCUGACCUUCAAGAAGUCCCUGGACAUGAAAGCCCGGCUGGAGGAAGCCAUUUUGGGCACCAUUGGAGCUCGCCAGGAGAUGGUUCGACGCAGCCGAGAGCGCAGCCCAUUCGGAAGCCACGAGAAUGUCCGCUGGAGGAAGAACAUCGCCCACUGGAGGCAAAACUCGGACAAAGUGGACAAGUCGAAGGGUGAGAUGGAGCAUGAGGCACUGGUGGACGGGAAUCUGGCCACGGAGGCCAACAUGGUGGUGCUGGACACUCUGGAAGUCAUCGUGCAGACGGUGAUCUUAUCGGAAGCCAAGGAGAGCGUCCUGAGUGGGGUGCUGAGGGUGCUUCUCCACAGCAUGGCGUGUACCCCGAGUGCCGCCUUUCUGCAGCACUGCUUUGCCAGCCAGAGAGCCUUGGUCAGCAAGUUCCCAGAGAUGCUUUUCGAGGAGGACACGGAGCUGUGUGCCGACCUGUGCCUGAGGCUUUUGCGGCACUGCAGCAGUAGGGUGGCCACCAUCCGCGCCCACGCCAGCGCCUCUCUCUACUUGCUCAUGCGGCAGAACUUUGAAAUUGGCAAUAACUUUGCACGGGUGAAGAUGCAGGUCACCAUGUCUCUCUCCUCACUGGUGGGAACGUCCCCGAAUUUCAAUGAGGAGCACUUGCGGCGUUCUCUGAAGACCAUCCUGACCUACGCGGAGGAGGACCUGGAACUGCGGGACACUACCUUUGCCGAGCAGGUCCAAGACCUCGUCUUCAAUCUGCACAUGAUUCUGACUGACACGGUGAAGAUGAAGGAGCAUCAGGAGGACCCUGAGAUGCUGAUUGACCUGAUGUACAGGAUAGCCAAGGGCUACCAGGCAUCCCCAGACCUGCGGCUGACCUGGCUGAAGAACAUGGCGGCCAAACAUUCGGAGCGCGGGAACCAUGCUGAGGCGGCCCAGUGCCUGGUCCACUCUGCUGCCCUGGUGGCCGAAUACCUGAGCAUGCUGGAGGACUGCCCCUACCUGCCCGUGGGUUGUGUCACUUUCCAGAACAUCUCCUCCAAUGUGCUGGAAGAGUCGGCUGUCUCCGAUGACGUCCUGUCCCCUGAUGAAGAGGGCAUCUGCUCUGGGAAGUCCUUCACCGAGCAGGGGCUGGUGGGGCUGCUGGAGCAGGCAGCGUCCUCCUUCACGAUGGGCGGGCUCUACGAGGCUGUCAAUGAGGUCUACAAAAUCCUGAUUCCCAUCCAUGAAGCCAACCGGGACUCCCAGAAGUUGGCCACGCUGCACGGAAAACUGCAGGAUGCCUUCAGCAAGAUCACCAACCAGAGGAUGUUUGGAACGUAUUUCCGGGUCGGCUUCUACGGCUCCAAGUUUGGGGACCUUGAGGAGCAGGAGUUUGUGUACAAGGAACCGUCCAUCACCAAGUUAGCGGAGAUCUCUCACCGACUGGAGGAGUUCUAUGCCGAGCGUUUUGGGGAUGAAGUGGUCGAAAUCAUCAAAGACUCUAACCCUGUGCACAAGAACAAGCUAGAUCCAAACAAGGCAUAUAUCCAGCUAACCUAUGUGGAGCCAUUCUUUGACACGUAUGAGCUGAAGGACCGCAUCACGUAUUUUGACAAGAACUACAACCUGCGCACCUUCAUGUUCUGCACUCCCUUCACGCUGGAUGGCCGAGCGCACGGGGACCUCCACGAACAGUUCAAGCGCAAGACCCUGCUCACCACCUCCCAUGCCUUUCCCUACAUCAGAACCCGCAUCAAUGUCAUCCGCAAGGAGGAGAUUAUUCUGAUACCAAUUGAGGUGGCCAUUGAGGACAUGCAGAAGAAGACGCAGGAACUGUCCUUUGCCACCCACCAGGACCCGGCUGAUGCCAAGAUGUUGCAGAUGGUGCUGCAGGGAUGCGUGGGCACCACAGUCAACCAGGGGCCUCUGGAAGUGGCACAGGUCUUUCUGGCUGAGAUCCCCGACGACCCCAAGCUCUACCGGCACCACAACAAGCUCCGGCUUUGCUUCAAGGACUUCGCCAAAAGGUGCGAAGACGCCCUCCGCAAGAACAAGACCCUGAUUGGGCCAGACCAGCGGGACUAUCACCGAGAGCUGGAGAGGAACUACCAGCGCCUGAAGGAAGCCCUGCACCCCCUCCUCAACCGCAGAAUCCCUCAGCUCUACACCCCCAUUGCCCCCGACUCCAUGCACAGAAACUCUUUCAGCAGGCUGAGUAUGCGGAAGGUGGAAGCCUAGAAAGGUGG